AUGUCCGCUGUGGCUGCCUUGUCCGUCAGUGUCGCGUCUGCUUUCGGUACCAUCUCCGAGUUUCCGACAGAGAUGACCAGCCUCAUGGAUCAAACCGUGGAUCCAUGCACCGACUUCUUUUCAUAUUCGUGCGGGACGUGGUACAAUGAGAACACCCUACACGCUAACGAAAGUACAACCGAUGCCACGCGCGCCGUGGUCACAGCUGCGGCGGACAAGGUAAUCGAAAAGUUGAUGGACGCCAAGCUGCCCAAACUCACCGAGUUCUACAACGCGUGUGUGGACACUGCCACGUUAGACACCUUGGGUUUGGCUCCCAUCGAAGAUCACCUCAAGGCCAUCCGCAGCGCCAACUCGACCGUCGAGGCCAUCUUUCGCGGCGCGACCAUCUCCAAGGCCACCGGCGUACCGCUGUUCGUGAAGUUGAACGUCGUGGCCAACUUCGUCGACGCCACCCGCAACGUCUUGGUUGCCAAAGGAACGAAAUUGCCGAUUCACAAAAACUACUACGAAGACCCGACGUUGUGGGCUAAGGUUGAGCAGCCGUACCGCGAAUACAUUGCCACAAUCUUCACGCUGGCCGGACGCACGGACGCGGAGGCGGGGGCGGCCACCGACGUCGUGAUUUCGUUUGAACGCCUCAGUGCCAAGCAGUCCAUGCCUAGGCUGCUCCAAGAGGCUGUGACCUCCGGCGUGGUGCCGCUCAGCAAGGCCAAAGAGUUCUUCCCAUUGGGGCUAGGUCUCCAUUUGCAAGGGUUUGGGUUCGACGUCCGCGAAGGGUGCAACACGACCAAGGUCCUGCUGGACGGCAUCAGUUACUUGGACUUCGUAGAAGGAUUUCUCCACAGCUUGUCCGUCGACGACCUCAAGACGAUCAUCGAGUACAAGGUGCUCGCCUUCAACGCGCCGUUCCUGUCAACACCGUUUGUGAAAGCACACUCGAACUUCCAUGGCAUGGUGAUUCAAGGCCUCAAAGAAUCCCCGCCGCGGGCCACUAUCUGCCGCAGACAGGUGGACUGGUCCAUAGGCGAACUGCUGGGCACGUACUACCUCAAGGAAGUGUGGACGGCCAACACGACCGAACGCGUCGACUCGUUCGUGGUGGCACUGGAAGCUGCCUUCGAGAGUGGACUGAACAGCGCGGGGUGGCUUGAUGACACCACUCGCGACAACGCCAAGACCAAGUUGUCCAAGUUCUCCCACUUCUUGGGGGGGCCCAAAAACCCCAAGACGUACCCCACCUUGACGUUUGACCCCAAGGCGUACAUUGCCAACCUGAACAAGGUGUCUGCGUUUGAUACUGCGUUCGAGCUAGCUCAGAUCGACACUGCCAAGGACAAGCAGAAUUGGAUCAUUACUGCGCAAACCGUGAAUCAGUACUACGACGCGUCGGUGAACACGAUUGUGUUUUCCGCCGCCACCUUGCAGCCCCCGAACUACGAUGCCAACGCAGACCCGUCCGUGAGCUAUGGCGGCAUGGGCUCUAAUGUCGGCCACGAAAUCACCCAUGGCUUCGACAACCUUGGCAGCAACUACGACGGCGACGGCAACUUCAGGCCUUGGUGGACGGAUACCGUGAAGGAAACGUUUGACGAAAAGACCAAGUGCUUCAUCGAGCAGUAUGGGUCCAUGGACGUCAAGAGCGAGCUCUCGGGUGCAUUGCUUGGCAAGUUGGACGGCAAAUUGACGUUGGGCGAAACCAUCGCCGACAAUGGGGGCCUUAACGCUGCGUACCGGGCGUACCGAGACUACGUGGAUACUGUAGCUGAUGCCACCAAGUACACCAAGGAAACAAGCGAAAAGAUGUUUUGGAUCGCGCACGCCCAAUUGAGGUGCGAAAAGAACACUGACGAGUACCUCCAGAUUCUGCUCACCGAUGAACACCCCCCUGGUCGCUACCGCUUGAUCGGGGCGGUUCAAAACUCGGUCGAUUUUGCCAACGUGUUUAAUUGCCCUGUGGAUUCACCCAUGAACCCGACCAAGAAAUGUGUAUUGUGGGAAUAA
Aphanomyces astaci is the source of this 2004-nucleotide messenger RNA. RefSeq lists its product as hypothetical. Bases 1 to 2004 code for a protein of 667 amino acids. Gene Ontology annotation, biological process: protein processing. The record is from RefSeq and is a predicted model, not a curated record. Gene Ontology annotation, cellular component: plasma membrane. Gene Ontology annotation, molecular function: metalloendopeptidase activity. The transcript has a single exon. NCBI's taxonomy places the organism in Eukaryota, Oomycota, Saprolegniomycetes, Saprolegniales, Verrucalvaceae.